AUGGUGCAGAAAUACCAGUCCCCAGUUCGUGUCUACAAAUAUCCUUUUGAGCUCGUCAUGGCAGCAUACGAGAAACGCUUUCCUACGUGUCCAGAGAUCCCGGUCUUCCUGGGGAGUGAAAUCCUGCAUGAGUACAGAAGUGAGGACGGAGCUAUACAUAUCAUUGAGCGGAGCUGCAAACUGAAUGUGGAUGCUCCUAGGCUGCUGAAGAAGAUUGCAGGGGUAGAGUAUGUUUUCUUCAUCCAGAAAAACACAGUGAACUGGAAGGAGCGGACUCUCCGCAUUGAAGCCCACAAUGAGACUUUUGCCAACCGCGUGGUUGUCCACGAGACGUGCAGCUACUCAGUUCAUCCUGAGAAUGAAGAAUGGACUUGCUUUGAACAGUCGGCAUCUCUUGACAUCAAGUCAUUUUUUGGCUUUGAAAGCACAGUGGAAAAAAUUGCCAUGAAGCAGUACACUUCAAACAUCAAACGGGGCAAAGAAGUGAUAGAGCACUAUUUGAAGGAGCUGAUCUCCCAGGGGAUCACGUUCAUCCCGCGCUGGACGCCUCCCGCAGCGUGUGGACCGAAGGACGAGCGAACCCCGGCCGUGGGACGCGAUGCUGAUGCUGUACAGCUCGAGACUGGGGCUCCUGGAAUCACCAAAGAGCAAACUGGCAGCUCCUGCCCCCCAGCAGAAGCUGGCAGCCCCGAUGCUGACAAAUUGGAUGCUGAUUACAUUGAGCGGUAUCUGGGCCAGCUGACUCCAAUGCAAGAGAGUUGCUUGAUCCGCCUUCGCCAGUGGCUUCAAGAAACACACAAAGGCAAGAUCCCCAAAGAUGAACAUAUCCUUCGAUUUCUGCGGGCUCGGGACUUCAACAUUGACAAAGCUCGAGAAAUGCUCUGUCAGUCCCUGUCUUGGCGAAAGCAGUACCAGGUGGAUUACAUCCUGCAGUCAUGGAGGCCUCCAGCCCUCUUAGAUGAAUACUACACUGGAGGAUGGCACUAUCAAGACAAAGAUGGACGCCCGCUCUACAUCCUUCGUCUUGGCCAGAUGGACACAAAAGGUUUGGUGAAAGCCCUGGGAGAGGAAUCACUGCUGCGACAUGUUCUGUCAAUAAAUGAGGAAGGACAAAAGAGAUGUGAGGAAAAUACCAACAUCUUUGGUCGCCCCAUCACGUCUUGGACGUGCCUGGUGGACUUGGAAGGGCUAAAUAUGCGGCAUCUCUGGCGACCUGGUGUUAAGGCCCUGCUUCGGAUAAUUGAGGUUGUGGAGGACAACUACCCUGAAACUCUGGGGAGACUAUUGAUAGUGCGAGCGCCCAGGGUUUUUCCUGUGCUCUGGACUCUGGUCAGUCCUUUUAUCAAUGAGAACACAAGGCAGAAGUUCCUCAUUUACAGUGGGAAUAACUACCAGGGCCCAGGAGGGCUGGUAGACUAUGUGGACAGAGAUGUGAUCCCAGAUUUCCUGGGAGGAGAUUGCAUGUGUACUGUCCCAGAAGGCGGGCUUGUUCCCAAGUCACUUUAUCAAACAGAAGAAGAGCCUGAGAACUCGGAUCACAUCCGGCUGUGGACAGAAACCAUCUAUCAUUCAGCGAAUGUCCUCAAAGGAGCUCCACAUGAGAUAGUUGUGGAGAUUCUGGAGGGGGAAUCAGUCAUCACGUGGGACUUCGACAUCCUGAAGGGAGAUGUGGUGUUCAGCCUCUUUCAUUCCAAACGAGCUCCUGAAACAAAUCAUAAAGAAGCCACGUUGCCAAGUACCUCUGCUGCUGGUGACAACGUGCAGCUGAUCGAUAAGUCGUGGGUCCUUGGCGUGGAUUACAGCCGCCUGGAAUCUCCACUGGUUUGCCGGGAAGGAGAGAGCAUCCAGGGAUCUCAUGUGACUCGCUGGCCUGGCUUUUACAUUCUCCAGUGGAAGAUGCACGGCCCUCUGCCCUGUGCUGGCACUACCCUCCCUCGGGUGGACGAUGUUCUGGCCUCUCUGCAAGUUUCCAGUCAUAAGUGCAAACUUAUUUACUACUACGAGGUGCUUGCAUCCAAGGACUUCAGGGGAUCCAUGUCAAGCCUGGAAUCUUGCAACAGCGGCUUUUCCCAGCUGAGCGGAGCCACGACAUCUUCCAGCCAGUCCCAGAGCAGCUCUCACCUUUCUAGAUAGCAGGAACUCAAGGCUGCAGCGGCAAGAAAAUAAUUGCUGGGGCCUUCCCGGGUGCCUCCACCCUGAGCUGCUCUUGUGCACCAAACCAAAGAGCCUUGAGG
Apaloderma vittatum (bar-tailed trogon) is the source of this 2234-nucleotide messenger RNA. It is a transcript of the gene SEC14L5, whose product is annotated as SEC14-like 5 (S. cerevisiae). Gene Ontology annotation, cellular component: cytoplasm. The record is from RefSeq and is a predicted model, not a curated record. The coding region runs from base 1 to 2133 and encodes 710 amino acids. NCBI's taxonomy places the organism in Eukaryota, Metazoa, Chordata, Aves, Trogoniformes, Trogonidae. The transcript is spliced from 15 exons.